UUCUGGCCUGUUUAUUCCAGAAGCUAGCAAGAUGAUCUUGAAGGUUUUUCUAUAUUCAAGCUUCCCCUGGGAGUGGUGUCUUAAAUCAUCAGUGGUCAGCUGGACAAGGCCCAGCCCCAGGAAAUGCAGUCUGUAAGCAGCCAGGAGAGCAUUGCCAAGUCCAUGCUGCAUGCAGAGCCACAAUGGGCCUGGCUCUAGAUCAGCUCCGUGCCACACCUGGCCUGAACACCUGCCUGUGAAUAAACACAGCACCAAACACCUGAGACGAGGUCAGUUUGCUGAACAAACUCACCCUGCACUAGCCGAGCUGCUCCCAAGUGGAAAGCAGGCCCUGCAGGAAAAACUGGGUUACUUUGUUAGCCUAAGAUCUCUUCCCCACUCUGCAUGGCCACCACGGUGAAACAACUGGAAUUGUCUGCUCCAAUUUUGUAGAAAUUUAAAAUUUGUUUUCUUUAGAGCAUAAAGAAUUUCCCUUAGUUAGGGCCACAUUCUGCCAUUUUUGUACCCUCAGUUCUCUUAACAUGAGCAUAUUCAGGGCAUUCAUCAUUCCUGUUCUCCAAAAUGUCCACAGUACCAUGUAAAAGAGUUGAGUUCAAUGGGGCAACAGUUUCACACCGUGAUUCUGGUGGCCUUAGGCUAAGGAGUGUAGUGUGUGCCUGGUCAGGCUGAUGGCAGAGCAAUGUCUGUGCAGAUGCCAUGGCCGUGAGAAGACGUGAUUCUGCCUGAAUGUAGUUUUGACCCUUGGACUUACCUGUUAAAAUAUUCAUGUAAUGCAGCUUCUGAAUAAAGCAUGUGGUCAGUCUGUCUCAGAAACUGCUCUUGUCAGGGGCUGUGGGCUCACUUGGCAGCCUGAAGAGCAGCUCCUCAGAGGAAUGUCUAUCCCAGUCUGUUGGCCUCCCUGUGAAUCCAACUAGCUUUUUUUGAUGUAGACAGUGAAAUGCCAAGAGUUAUAUUUCACCCCUAUACCGAUCAUGAGAGGGUGCAAAUGUCUGAAACAUCUUUCUCUGGAAAGAUGGAUGGACUGGAAGACCAAGUCUACCAGCAGAUCUUUCACUAAUAAGUAGUAGAUUUGUGUCCCUGCUCCAAGGGAAACCUGAGGGUCAGCACCCAGAAAGUGCUAGGUGUCACCACUCUGCCAAGUUUUCCUGAUGAGAUGGGAAACCAAAGGUCCCAGUGCUCAGGGAGUAUGGCACAAACCAGUAACAUCACCUUCCAGCCUGAAGUGCAUUUUGAGUUAUUAUGCCACUGAGACUUUGUAACAUUUCUGUUGGGCUGAGCCUGCGGGCCCAGAAUCACAGUUACCAGUCCGGGCAGCAUCUCUCCCAGCAAACAAGUUCUUGUGGGCAGCAUCAGCUCCCGUUUCUUGGAAGGCUUGCUCAGUGAAGCCUCAGUUUCCGCUGGCAUGCAGCAGGCUUGCAGGAAGGCCUCAUGUGGGAGGUGUCCCUGGGAUGAGCCUGCCCUUAUCUUGCCAGCCAGCUGCAAGGGGUGAUCCGGGAACGCAGCUAUGCACACACUCCUGCACUGCCUGGACUGCCUCGAGACCUUUCUCUUGUGUUGUAAAGGCAGCGAGAAAACAAGGAUUGAGCUACUCUGGUAAGUCAACAAUGCUACCUUCUACUCUUUUUUUAUUUUUAACUGAUUGACAAUUACAGUUUGUCAAGCACAGAAAAAUGCUGCCCUGUUGCAGGUAUGUGUUGUUCUCCUGCAGAAGUUACAGCAGCUCCUGUCCAGCAGUGGCAUGAGACUGUAAUAUGAAAAACCUCAUUGACCAUGUCUCCCAGCACAGGUGAUUAUUCACCUGCUGGAGCAGUGUCUAACAUGAAAAACUCCACUGGCCUCCAUCCUCAGUGGUCUGCACUCUCUCUGCAGCCAAAGACUGUUAAUCACUCCUUUUCAAGGCUGGAAAGGCUAUUUUUUACUUGUGGUAACAGUAAAUUUAUUUCUGAAUCUUCUCCUGCAGUUUGCAUGAACGAAGCUUUGCUUACAGAUGUAAUCUAGAGCUAUGAUAAGGCAUGAGAAAUUUCAUAUUCUAGUUUUUGAUUCCUUGGCAGAAACUUUCUUGGCUACCCUAAUAAUGCACCUCCAGUAAUGCUGAAAACACAAGCAGCUCUUGUACACUUCUGAGGACUAGUGAAAAUGUAUUUGAUGGCUGCAGCUAAGCCUUCCAGUAGCCAUGUAUUCCUAUCCCUCCUCAAAUCCAGGGUUGGAAGACCAUUAAAAUUCCUUCUCCUAUAGCGAGAGAUCAAGAAUUUGCUCUCUUUUAAUUCUGUUCUUUUCAGAACUCCAGUGGAGGACACCAAAUUCACUCAACUUUAGAAACUCAUCCUCAGAACAAAACAACAAAAGUCCUUGGCUGUGGUGUCAGUCCUAGAGUGCGUGGUGUCUGGUGUCCACCUCACCCAGUCUCACCAGGGAAGUGUUUGCAGGUGAAAAUGAACAGUGGAAUUCUUUUGUCCCUCCUUGGCUUCCUCCCACUCGUGACACCCAUAUGCCCUGUGCCCUGCAAGUGCACCACCAACAUUACUGACUGCUCCUCAAAAAACCUGACUGUAGAAAACCUGCCCACUGCUUUCCGUCCUUCGGCUGAAAUCAUCCACCUCGGUUCCAACAGGCUCACCUCUAUCCCCAGCGGGCUCUUUGACAACCUGAGGAGCCUCCAGGUGGUCUACCUGCAGGGCAACCCUUGGGACUGCAGCUGUGACAUCCUUUACCUGCGCUCCUGGCUGCAGUGGCAGCAGAACCGCAGCCUGUACAGGGAUGUGAGAUGCAGCUCCCCCAAGCACCUGCAGGGCCGGAUCAUUGCCUACCUGACAGAAGAUGAGAUCGUCUCCACGUGCCAGCACUGGUACUGCAGCCUGGCUCUCCUCUCUCAGCUCUCUCUCUUCAUCCUCCUUUUCCUUCAGGGUAUCUUGGUUAUCUUCAUCAUUGUCUACCUGCAGAAAUUUCGGAGAAUGACAGCUGAAGUCCGGAGCACCACCCGAGAACUAAACCAGCAGGUAGACCCUUGGGUAUCUUCUUCAAUAAAUAAUUAACAUCACAAGACAGAAGACCCUCCUCCCUUUGGGGGAUGCUGUGCCAAAGUUCUGUAGUUUGUGAUACCCAGAGGGGACAAUUCAGUAUAGCAUCUAAUCCUGACUGUAGUCUGAAGCAGAACUUGAACCGAUCAGACACUUGCUGCAUUCAUAAAGAAUCAAUCUUGUAUUUUUUCAAUGCUUUAAAUUCUUUAGUCAAUGAACUUGACUACUUGUCUGGGCUGGAAGUGGUUCAGUGGACUAAGGAAGUCAUAAACUGCAGUGACCAGGACUGACUCAAACAGUUCAUAAGCUCCCAGGGGCUCCAGUGCUCGAUCCCUCCCCUCCUACAGUAUUCCAGCCAUAUUUCCCAGGAUCUUUCUGCUGUGCUGGGGCAGGUGAGGACAGAGGUGGACAGCAAACUGUUUGAGUACUGAGCUAGGACAAUGGAGAAAUAGUUUCCUUCUGCCACCACAGACAACAUUAAGAGCUUUGGACUAUGGGUUUAAUCUUCUCCUGCCUUGGUUUCCCAAGUAAAAGGAAAAGGAAAUCUCUUCUUGCUUGAUGCAUCUUUUCCAAUGUUCUUCUGGGGGAGGGAGGACAUGUCUAGAAGCCCACUCAUUUUACCUUAUCUGCAUUCCUUUUAAUCUACUUUAGUUUUAAUACUGACUUAAAUGAGUGAGACUGGGGCCCUGAAUCUUUAUGAGAAGUUCAUCCUGAAGACAAGAAUUGACUGUGCCUGUGUGGCACCUGGCACCUGGUACAAGAGAUCUGGUCUUGAGAGACUCAUCCUGCAACCCCCACUGAUGUGCUACUGCUGUUUAUGGUGUCCUUUAAUUAUUUUUAACUAAAACAAAAUUGAAAUAAAAUGAUGCAUGAUGAUGCAAA
Molecule: messenger RNA, 3899 nt
Organism: Prinia subflava (tawny-flanked prinia)
Lineage: Eukaryota; Metazoa; Chordata; Aves; Passeriformes; Cisticolidae
Gene: GP1BB
Product: glycoprotein Ib platelet subunit beta
Exons: 1
Coding region: 2433-3032 (199 amino acids)
Source: RefSeq, a predicted model, not a curated record